Sinocyclocheilus grahami is the source of this 7733-nucleotide messenger RNA. RefSeq names its product crystallin beta-gamma domain containing 2 (gene crybg2). The record is from RefSeq and is a predicted model, not a curated record. The transcript is spliced from 23 exons. The coding region runs from base 114 to 6941 and encodes 2275 amino acids. Lineage: Eukaryota; Metazoa; Chordata; Actinopteri; Cypriniformes; Cyprinidae.
CUGUGUAGGCUACUACCAGAGAGCAGUAGGUUCUUCAACGUGCCUCGACGUCGUAAUAAACUUUUACUAAAGUAAUUCGCGUGGUUCUGCAGUGAUCGUUCAGAAGUUUCGCCAUGGCCAAAAAGAGUUUUUCCACCAAAAAAUCUUUGAGGAGUUUGUUUUCUAAAAGUGAAGCAAAUCUCAAAGAGUCCGUGGAGAAAGAUGACCGCGGCAAAGGAACGCUCAAAUUAUUUAAAUGGAAGACAAAGAAAUCGGACAGUUUACAGGAGAGCCUAAAGGCUGCAAGAACUGAGUCUGGGACGUUGGGAGCUGGCGACAGUGAAACUCAGGAUGAUGAGAGGGGGACUAAACGCAAGACAUCUCUCUUUGGCACUGUCCUCAGGUCAAAGAAAGAACAGCUGAGUUACUCAGAGAGUGACCUCCGUAAAUCCAAGGGCUUUGCUGUAUCCUUAUCCUGGAAGAAGAAGAAGAAAAGAGAUCCAUCCCAGGGACUUUCAAGCAAUAGUGGAGUCCCAGGGGUCAAGGAUCGCAUCAGUGAACAGGAAGAAUUUGACAUCCCGGUAGAAACAGAACAAAACCAGGUUGGUUUGAAGACAGCAGUACCUACACCAGAACCCUCCUGUACCUCUGACCAAUCCCAGUCCCAGAAUAUCCUGAGUGACAUGUCUAAGCCUGAUAAGGAGGAUGCAGGUUUUAUGCCUUCAAAUCUGGACAGUACAUCGAUACCAUAUAUUGACUCUUCACUGUCUGAUAGUGAUGCUUACCAGACACCCCCAGAUAGCCCAUCUGCAGAUAAAUCUGUUCAGUACUCCAACCCUGAGUCUAAAAUUACUGACUCCUUCAGUCCUGCUCCGAAUAUGGAAACUGCGGCAAGUACAGUCACAUGCUUAGUCCAUAAAUCAAACAUAGAUCUAAACCCGAGUGGUGUUUCUUUUAGGGAUGAUCAUCCUUUCUCUGAUUUUGAAACAUCUAAAUCAGGAAUUUCAACAGAUGUUGAGGUCAACACCUUUACCACAUAUGUUACUCCUAACAAAGACGAAAUGUUUUUUCAAAAAGAGUCACACCUGGAACGUAAAGAAUCAAAAGAUGUAACCUCUGCCAUCCUCUCUAUCCACAAGAGUUCCAGCUCUUCCAUGCCUGAGAGUUCCAUCUCUUCCAUUCCCCAAAGUUCCAUUUCUUCCACCCCCCAAAGUUUUGGCUCUUCCAUCCCCCAAAAUACCACCUCUGUCAUCCUUGAUGGUUUCACAUCAAACAAUACUGUGACCCAGAGUUCCAGCUUAAACUCAUAUUCUGCAGAUACCCUUCCAGAACAUUCCUCCAGUCUUCCACCUUACAUUAUACCCACUGAGGCAGAAGAUUCUCAAACCAGCACUGCAAAUAACAGAAACACGUCUGCCAGCAACGGUGAUGUAGUCAACACUGACCCCUUCAUUGCUGAUAUGGUUUCAUCUAUGCCAGAUGUGAUUGUAUCUAGCACUUUCUCCUCCUCCAAAACCACAGAUAACAGUUUGGAUGCUGAUACUGAUAAAAAGCCAAUUGUAUCUCUCUCCAAUACUGAUGUUUCUGAAAGUGAUUUAAGUUCAAUACCUCAGAGUUUACCCACAAUCACUGUACAUUCCACUUCAGAUUCAGUUUUACUGAAAGAAUCUCACCCUAAGAUUAAUUAUGAGACCAUUUCAAUGGAAUCGUAUGAAACAAACAAUGAUUUUUCCUUGACAAAUGCCAUUGGCUCAGUGAAACCUAGCCCUGCUGAACCUGUCCUUCUUGAGAAUGAGUCAAAUAUCUCUUUACCUCAGUCAGCUGUGUCAAGAACCUACACCAUCAUGAAGUCAACUGUCACCUUUGACCUUUCAGGUCCCUCAGACCCCACCAGCCCUGACCAUUCCCAGAGAGGUCUCUCUAACAAUAUGUCUUAUUCAGAUGUGGAAACCCUAACUGAAAUAUCAGAACAAGAGCAAAUAAGUCAGGAGAAUGAUCAAGCUAAAUCGACCAAUGCCUUCAUAAUUCAUCCUCCCCCUCACUUAGAUGUUUCAGACCAGCUGUUCAGCUCUCAAACCCCAAAGACAGAGGUAGACACACAACAGAAAACAUUCAAAGAGUAUGAAGAUCCUGAGGAAGAUGUUCAGGAGGCAUCUACUCAAGUAAGUCAUGAGUUGAUUGACCAGGUUGAAACCACAGCAGUUCUGACUACUGGAAAUAACAUUCAGAACAAAUGUAGACCAGAAGUGGGGGAAGGAAGUAGAUUAGAUGAUAUCUAUAAUGAAAAUCAUGACAUUACAUUUGUUCAAGACCCUGAAUCAGAGCAGAUCAUAGAAGGCCAGGCUGAAACCACAGCUGAGAGUAUGAACACUGAAAAUGACUUUCACAUAUCUGUAAAGAAGAAAUAUGGCCAAGAAGUUGAGGAACAAAGUGAAUUAGGUGACAUUUAUGAUGAGAAGUAUGUAGCUCCAUCGAAUCUAGAAAAAGACACCGGAUCAGAGCAAAUCAUGGAUGUUUUAUCACAAGAGCAAAUGAUACAUUACAAGGUUUCUGAAACAUAUGAGUUGGUUGAAGAGAAGAGAAAUGAAUUGAAAAUGGUCCAGAGCACAAGAGAAGCAUCUGCAACGCAAGGUGCAAUGGAAGCAGAGGUAUGCGGAGGCACCGAAGUGUUGACAGUUCAAGCAGAGCAGCAGAUUCACCAUCUUGCUCCACUGAAACCAGCCCUACCAGUCAAUCAAGAAUGUAGCCCUGAAGAAUGCACUUCGGCCCCUCCUUUCUCUGGGCCUGUGAAGGUAUCACUUGCAGAUUCAAGCAUGGAAACACACAGUCACCUGGAGAUUUGUCUCCACCCCUUGGCCCCACACCAGUUGAGCGGAGCGAUAACAAUACUGGAGGACACGGCUAGGUGCAAAUACCAAGCAAGCAUUGAUAACCACCACGCUGAGAGGGAGGAACACACCAGCGGUGAAGAGACUGAGGAUAUAGCCACAUUUCUCCCAAGCCACAAACAGGGAGAUGUGACAGUGACAAAGGUAAAGAAAGCCAGAGAUAAUAUCACUCACAGGAGCUGGGUAGAAAUCAGCGAAUGUACACCAGACAACAAAAGAGAAAAGGAAGAUACAGCAGAAGUUAACACUGUUCCUGAUCAGCUACUUUCAAGAAGUUUAAUAACAGGUGAAAGGUUCUUUCAUGCAUCCACUGUUCUCAGUACAGUGAUUGACGAGUCAGAAACAGUAAACCAAGUGGAAACUGAGACUGGAUCUGAUACAGACAUGAACUCUGGUGUUUCGGUGCUAAGUACAAAGCUCAGUCGACCAUCAUCUUCUCGAGAAGGCAGAGAGGAUACCAUGGUGGUCCGCAAAGUGUCCCUGGUCAGCAUUGACAAAGAGGGCAACUUUGGGAACCAUGAAAGGCCAUUGGACAGCAUCAGGCUAAGAGAUCAGUCAGAGCCAAGCAGAGCCAGUCCUGAGCUUGAGAGGAGGUGGAAAAGUCUCCAUUCCAACUCUGAAGAAAAGCAAUCCAGACUCACAGAGAGUUCAGACUACACAUUCACAGAUAGCACAUACCUGCAUUCCUCUCAACUGUCCCCCAGCUAUGAAAAAGGAGUCUACAUGUCUCAUUUUCACUCUCCCGAGACCCAGCAUACUAGUUACACUAGUGGGAGGAGCAGGGUGGAGCUUAGUUUACCUGUCGUGAGAGAGGGAGAGGGAGAGCAGGAGAUAAGAAAAACAGUCUUUGACUCACAGGCACAUUUCGAUUCCCGCUUGAUGAUCGUGGAGGCAGAUGACUACUCCUCUGAUGUUUUCCAAGCUACGCGGGUAGAGCUGAUUCCCUCACCCACUGGCCCUGAACCUGACACUCUUUCUUCCACAUCUUUCUCAGAAAUGGAUAACCUGGUAGACACUCUUAAGAGCAUGGAGCGACCGGCCCGGCAAAGGGUUCAACGCACCCCAUCCAACACUCCAACAAUCCAACACUUCUCUUCACUGCCACCUAUUGAAGAGGAUGCACCAAUCUCACCCCCUACUCCACUCUCUCUUCGUACUCCAGUCUCACUUAUUACUGAGCCAAAGUUGUUGAAUGGAGUUUCUAGCUUACCUCUAGACAUUGGCCUUAACUGGAGUUCCCCCAAGGACAUGCGUUCUCCUUUGACCAUGAUGAAGGAAAAGCAGCUCGGAGAGACCCCGAAUCGGGGGCUCUCCCUGCCUCUGCGAGCUUCGGCCCUCAACAGCAUGGUCAUGCGCAGGGGCUCACUCAACGAGCUGAGUCCCGAAGAGAGUUCUACAAAAGGACUCAUAAAUGGAGGCUCAUCUCGCCUGGAGAACAGCUUCUUCUUCCAGCCAACAGAGAACGACAAGGCCUCAAACCGCUCCAUCUUCCGUGCAGCAUCUCUCCCUGAGAUCAGCCCUAGUCAAGAGCGAAUAAGCUCAGCCACCAAGGGAUCUGACACCUUGCUCAGUUCCCGUUUCGAGCGCUUCUCAUACCUCACUUCUACAUCAAAUUCCCUUAGUGGGAUCACUGAAACUUCUCGAAUAAGCGUGACUCCAUCUGUCCAACAAAACUCGCAAGAUACCUCCAGUUUCGACCACAAGUCCACUAUGGAACUUUACCGCUCUCUGCCCUCCGAAACUCUCCUCAAGAACUCUCAACCUUUGGGUCUUCAGCGCAGCAGUAGUCUUGACGGAGGUCUUCUAAUGAAUGACACCAAGAGCUUCCAAGUUAAUCAAAAGCCAGAACCAGAGCGGAACAUACUCCUCAAAUACAGGGCCUUCCCUGAUGCAUAUCUCACAAAAGAAAAGGAUCAUGGAAAGCUCAAUCCUCGGCCUGGGAAGAUGUUAAUCUAUGACAAGCCUGGAAUGACCGGUGGGAGAAUUGAAGUGCGUAGUGAUGUUGUGGAUGCCACACCAUGGGAGUUUACAGACACUAUUUCAAUCAGAGUGAUCAGAGGAGGUUGGGUGUUGUAUGAGAAGCCAGAAUUCAAAGGGGAAAAGAUCGCUCUGGACGAGGGGGACAUCGAGCUGACAAAUCCAUUUGGACCACCUGAUGAAGAAGUGGUUGAUCGGCAGAAUGGAACAACGCAGGAUCAUGGGGAAGAGGACCAUGAGCCCAAGCCUCAGCUAAAGAGGAAGUUCUUCAUCGGAUCCAUACGGCGAGCAGUGAGAGAUUACAGCGUUCCUGAAAUCGGCCUUUUCCCUGAAGAAAAUGCAGAAGGCAAGAAGAUCACAUUCAGAGACACAUCAGAAGACUCCAGAAUUUUUGGCUUCCCAGUCAAAGCAAACUCCAUCAUCAUCAAUGCUGGACUAUGGUUGGUGUUUGCAGAGCCCUUCUUUCAGGGUGUCCCGCGAGUGCUUGAAGUCGGGGGAUUCCCCACCCCAGCCGCCUGGGGCGUCACACAUCCAUACGUGGGCUCCCUACAUCCGCUUAAAAUAGGGGAACCUAGAGUGGAGAACCUCUAUGAACCAAAAAUUGUGCUCUAUGAAAAGCCAUAUUUCACUGGCAAAAGCAGAGAAAUCUACACCAGCAUGAGAGAUUUCCUGUCAAGAGUGGACAAGCAACAAUCAUUGUUUAUGUUCAGUGCAGGAUCCGUUAAGGUUAUUGGAGGCUGCUGGGUGGGCUAUGAGAAGGAGGGUUUCCGGGGUCACCAGUAUCUUCUGGAGGAGGGAGAGUAUCAUGACUGGCGGGUGUGGGGAGGAGUAAACUCAGAGCUGCGCUCGGUCCGAGUCAUCCAAGCUGACCUGUCUGAGCCCCUGCUGGUGUUAUAUGGGAUGCCUGAAGAGGAGAAAGUGGAGAAUGAAGAGCCCACGUUUGAGGUGACAGAAGUUGUCCCAGAUGUGGAGCUGUUUGGGUUCGGCAUCAACACCUGCUCCAUCCACGUGCUGAGUGGAGCAUGGGUGGCCUACUCUCAUGUGGAUUUCUCAGGUAACCAGUAUGUCUUGGAAAAAGGCUUCUACAACAACUGUGGAGACUGGGGCUCUGAAGACAACCGCAUCUGCUCCAUACAGCCCAUCCUCACAGCACCUAGUGAAGGACCCAGCUUUAGAAAUGAGGUGCUGCUCUACUCAGAGCUGGAUUUCCAGGGCACAUGUAGGGUGUGUCAUCAGAACCAGGCCUGUUUGCCUGAAAGUCUCAGUAUCAAGUCCUGCAGGGUGGUGGGAGGAAGUUGGGUGCUAUAUGGAGGAGAGAAGUUCACAGGAAACAUGUAUGUUUUGUCAGAAGGAGAUUAUCCCAACCUGACUAGCAUGGACAUCCCAAAUGACUCCAGCAUUCGCUCUGUCAAAGCAGUUCCAAUGACCUUUUCAGUGCCGUCAAUCUCGCUCUUUGGACUGGAGUGCUUUGAAGGUCGGGAGGUCACUAUUGACACACAGAUUUACAACAUGUGGGAGGAAGGAUUUAAUACACAUUUCCUCUCUGUUAGGGUCAACAGUGGCUGUUGGGUGUUAUGUGAACAUAGUAACUACAGGGGGCGCCAGUUCCUUUUGGAGCCCAUUGAAAUCACAAACUGGAAUAAAUUCAGCUCUCUGUCCUGUAUCGGCUCCUUGUAUCCAGUCAGACAAAAACAAAGACUGUUCCGCAUCAAAAAUAAAGAGACAGGCCACUACAUAUCAGUGCAGGGUGGUGUUGAGGACAUGAAGACAGGCCGCGUGGUCGUCACAGAGCAGGUAGAGGGAAUGAGUGAUGUUUGGCUUUAUCAGGACGGGCUCAUCAAAAACAAGCUGGCUCGAACCACGAGUCUGCAGGUAAUGGGUAAUGUCGAGUCAGGUGCUAAGGUGGUGCUGUGGACUGAAACACGUGUGCCAGUGCAGACAUGGAGCUCUCAAGUCAGCGGCACAAUUUCCAGUGUCACCUUCCCUGGAAUGGUGCUGGAUAUCAAAGGGGGUAAGACAUACGACAAACAACAUUUAGUGAUUCGAGAAGAGAAUGAGGAACAUGCCAGUCAACAGUGGGAGCUGGAGUUUGUUUAAUCCCGCCACUCUCUUCUUCAUCUGACCCCCCUCUCCUUUUGACUCCACCCACUUCUCCUGCCCCAACAAUACAAGCACUAUCUGUGAACUGACAUAUGACACUAUGAGGGCACCAGUGAAUCAUCCUUACAUACAAUCGGAAGAUGUUGGGCGGGGAAAGUUUCUCCUGUCAGUAGAGACUGUAUAAUAGGUAAAACGAAUCAUAGGGUAAUGUAUUCCCAUUUAAAAAUGAGAGAGAAGCAGAGGUCAAAUAUCAUUCAGCAUACUAGUGUUCCUGAUUGUGAAAUGUAAAGCUCUCGCCUGUGAUGUGUCUUAUUUGCACAUAGUUUGAAUAAAACAUAUUACCUACAGGUCAUUUACACGCUGUUGAUGGUGCUGGUGGUUAAGUCACUUAAAAACUUUUUUUUUCUGUUUCCCUAUUCAUCACAUGAGAAUGUCAUCAUCAUAUAUGAAUCUGGCAACUUUCCAAGCAUUCUUUAAUUUCUGCUCAUUUUAUUUGUUUACAAGCGAAUGUUAUUUUGUCUAAUCAUUUAUUUGACAUAUUGGCUAUAUUCUGGUAUGUAUACUUUAAUAUCAAUGUCUGCGAUUAGUUUAUAGUCAUUGCAAAUGCUUCCGGAGUGAAUUCUGGCAGAUUUCCGUCUGUCCUGUUGUUUUUAUACCAAAAAGUGUGCUGAUGUCAGUCAAUAUAAAGUCGCCAUGUUUUUGGAAAACUUUAUUAUGUAUAAAUGUUAUUUUCAAAGUACGAUGUGAAAUAUUAUGUAACAGGGAGGGGUUUUAAUUUUGUAAUAAAAC